Messenger RNA from Solea solea (common sole), 1951 nucleotides. It is a transcript of the gene efhd1, whose product is annotated as EF-hand domain family, member D1. Gene Ontology annotation, molecular function: calcium ion binding. The transcript is spliced from 4 exons. NCBI's taxonomy places the organism in Eukaryota, Metazoa, Chordata, Actinopteri, Pleuronectiformes, Soleidae. Bases 81 to 794 code for a protein of 237 amino acids. The record is from RefSeq and is a predicted model, not a curated record.
ACAGUGGUCCACGAAGAGGCUGUCAUUCAGCACCAUUCCUCCCCACAGUCAGCCUCCCACAGCAGCAUCCUAACCACAGCAUGGCGUCCAACGAGCUGAGUCAAAAGCUGCAGGCGCGAAAGGCCGUCACGCAGGGAACCGAACCUCGGCCGGAGCCCGAGCUCAGCCCGGUGCGGCCCAAACCGCAGGAAAACCCGCAGGAGAGCGAGGCAGCCUGCGGCGACUCGACGUCCGAGCUUUCCGCCAAACUGACCCGCAGGUUGGACAUCAACGAGGGCAACGCUGUUUCGCGACCGACCCGCGUCUUCAACCCCUACACGGAGUUCAAGGAGUUCUCCCGCAAACAGAUAAAGGACAUGGAGGCGAUGUUUCGACGGUAUGACACUGGGAAAGACGGCUUCAUCGACUUGAUGGAGCUGAAGCUGAUGAUGGAGAAGCUGGGAGCUCCACAGACUCACCUGGGCCUCAAGAACAUGAUCCGAGAGGUGGACGAAGACUUUGACGGCAAACUGAGCUUCAGAGAGUUCCUGCUGAUCUUCCGCAGAGCAGCGGCCGGAGAGCUGCAGGAGGAAAGUGGUCUGAUGGCUCUGGCCAGACUGUCAGAGAUCAACGUCUCCACCGAGGGAGUGAUGGGAGCCAAAGAUUUCUUUGAAGCCAAGGUGCAGGCUCUGUCUGUGGGCAGCAAGUUCGAGGCUGAGAUCCGGGAGGAAAAAGAGGAGCGGAAAAGACAGGAUGAUGAGAAGAAGCAGAGACAAGCAGCCUUCAAGCAGCUGCAGUCCACCUUCUGCUCCUGACCCACUGAACCCACUGCAGGUCGCACACAACGGCCCUGACACGUGCGGUCAGAGAUCAUAGCAACAGCGUCACACUACACUCAUACACUUAAACCAGUGUCACAGAUAUCUCAUAGUUUGGCCCUUUAUAACAAAAAUAGAACGAUGUGUUUAAGUACAUACUUAGUAAGAUACUUGAAAAAUAACGUCUCCUCACGCGACAGGAAGCAGGAAAUGCUUCUUCCUGCCAGUCUUUAAAAAUAAAGGCAGGAAUAACACUUCAGUCACUUCAUUUCAAAUGCAUGAGGACAUAUUAACUGGACGUUCCAGAAUCAUCAUCCUCGGGUUUCUCGUGCAUUUCCCGGAUUUGUUCCCUGUGUCCCUUCGUAUAACUGGAAGUUUUCACCUCAUGGCAUAUUUGAGCUUUUUCAGUGUGUUCUGUUUGUGACGGAUUUUAAAUGUCAUGUUUAAAUUCACGUGACCCGUUUUUUCCCAACCUUGCGUCCCCACUGCGUCCUUAAUUAUGUUUUGUUUAGAAUCAAAACGAUGUUACAGUUUAUUAUGUUUAUUAAGACGUGCGUAAUAUCAACGUAAUAGUGUUUUAACUGCUUGUGGCGUUCAUAACGUAGCUGUUUCCUGGUUAGGAGUGUGGUUAAAUGUAGGCACAGUUAAUAACCCGUAGUUGGGUUUAAGCACAAAAAAAGCACCCGUUAGAGCGAAGAAAAGACCAUGGGUCUCUCAUAUAGCGUCAAACAUCUUUUUACAUUUGUCUGUGUUGAUUCUCACUCGUCUUUCUUGUCCAGAUGUCUGAAAAUCAGUAGCAACUGAUAGGAGAUUAUUUUCUUGGCUACGUGCACCUUUAAAUCCUCCUUCUCCACCUUCCUGUGACAGCUUUACCUCAGAUACUCAUCAACUACAUCACGACUGGUAAUGUGUUAAAAAAGAAACGCAACGAAACUGCAGAAUAGUUGCAGGGGAACGUAUCUUUUGGGAGACUUAGUUGCUCUAGUGUGAUAAAAUAUAGUAUUAAUAGGUCACUCAGUUGCUGGCAAAUGAAGCCAUUUGCAGCUUUGGCCAACUGACAUCGACUCUAACUUCAGCUGUAGAUCUGAGAGUAACCAGCCUGUGUUGUCAUUGGCUGCAGUGAAGCAAUUUCACUCUUUAAAAGGAAUUAAAAA